ACCGGGCGCUCCCCCUUCCCCUGUCUCCCGGGUCUCUUGAGGAGCGCAGGAAGGAGGCUCCGCUAGUGCCGCCGGGCCACGGGCUGCCGCGACCGGGCUGCGGCAGUCGUUAGCGGGUCAUGUCGGCCGCCCAGGGCUGGGACAGGAACCGCCGGAGGGGAGGAGGCGCCGCAGGAGGUGGCGGCGGCGGCGGAGGUAGCGGGGCCGGCGGGGGCAGUGGGGGCAGCGGGGGUCGGGGGACUGGCCAGCUCAACCGCUUCGUGCAACUCUCCGGGCGGCCGCACCUGCCAGGUAAGAAGAAAAUACGAUGGGACCCAGUUAGGAGGCGCUUCAUUCAGUCCUGUCCCAUCAUAAGGAUCCCUAACAGGUUUUUGAGAGGCCACAGACCUCCACCAGCACGAAGUGGACAUCGUUGUGUGGCAGAUAAUACCAAUCUGUAUGUGUUUGGAGGUUAUAACCCAGAUUAUGAUGAAUCAGGAGGGCCAGAUAAUGAAGACUAUCCUCUCUUCAGGGAGCUUUGGAGGUAUCAUUUUGCUACAGGAGUAUGGCAUCAGAUGGGCACAGACGGCUACAUGCCCCGAGAAUUGGCAUCCAUGUCACUUGUGCUGCAUGGAAACAACCUGUUGGUCUUUGGAGGUACGGGCAUCCCAUUUGGUGAGAGCAACGGCAAUGAUGUCCAUGUCUGUAAUGUGAAGUAUAAGAGAUGGGCUUUGCUCAGCUGUCGGGGGAAGAAACCCAGUCGUAUAUAUGGACAGGCCAUGGCUAUCAUCAAUGGCUCCCUUUAUGUCUUUGGAGGGACAACUGGCUAUAUUUACAGCACAGACCUGCACAAAUUAGAUCUCAAUACCAGAGAGUGGACACAGCUGAAACCAAACAACCUAUCCUGUGAUCUACCAGAAGAGAGAUACAGACAUGAAAUUGCACAUGAUGGACAGAGGAUUUACAUCUUGGGAGGUGGUACUUCUUGGACAGCUUAUUCCUUAAACAAGAUUCAUGCAUACAACCUUGAAACGAAUGCAUGGGAGGAAAUUGCAACAAAACCCCAUGACAAAAUAGGUUUUCCUGCAGCCCGAAGAUGUCACAGUUGUGUUCAAAUAAAAAAUGAUGUGUUUAUUUGUGGGGGCUAUAAUGGAGAAGUGAUCCUGGGAGAUAUCUGGAAGUUGAACCUGCAGACUUUUCAAUGGGUAAAGCUCCCGGCUACCAUGCCAGAACCAGUUUAUUUUCACUGUGCAGCUGUUACACCAGCUGGUUGCAUGUACAUUCAUGGAGGAGUGGUGAACAUCCACGAAAAUAAACGGACUGGGUCAUUGUUUAAGAUCUGGCUGGUGGUACCUAGCCUGCUGGAACUGGCGUGGGAGAAGCUGCUCGCGGCCUUCCCCAACCUAGCCAACCUCUCCCGAACACAGCUUCUGCACCUCGGACUCACGCAGGGACUCAUCGAGCGCUUGAAAUGAGGAUUUCUGGACUGUUCAUUGAUACUGGAAAUGUUAAUUUAAAAGAGACUCCUUUAUUUAUGGGCAGUGUAGAAUGUGCUACAGAGAGGAUUGGUUACCCUGAUCAAGGCCUUAUUCAGAAAAUACAUCAGAUGCCUUUCUGUAAAUUGUUUUAAGUUUAUGGAAUUUCACUUUCCCUUGUGCUUUUUUUUUUUUUUUUUGCUUCUGUCCCUCCUGCCCCAGCACACACAUAUUCUCUCUUCCUUGAUGGAGUUGAAGGAAAGUCUGAAAGUAUCUUAAUUAUCUUAUGAAUCAAGAUAGGAUGAAGAUGAAGAAAAUUUUAAAGGAACUCUAAACAUAUGACCAUGUCAGCCAGUACUCUAUAAAUUAAAGCAACAUCAUCAAUAAAAACAAAAAUUAAAAAAUUAAAUCCAGCAACAACAAUAAGACGUUAGGGGAUAGAACAAGAAGGCUGACCUUGAGAAUCUUGCAGAUUUUAGGUAAAGCUAGAUGCUUAACUUCCUGUUUUCAGAGAUACAUCUGAUUUGAGUAGCUGGAUCUAAUGGCAGCGGUGGUUGGUAUUUUGCUCCCUGGAUGCCCAUAUCUAUCCUUUGAUUUUGGAGGAAAGUUAAACAGCUAAGCAGCUCUUGACUAGUGAUUUCUUUUCUCAUCCUUAUGGUGCCAGCAGUGGUUAGAGUUGACUUAUCAAAAGACUUUAUUAUGUGUCAUAGUUGUGCUGUUUGUUGUUGCUCUUAGAAAUUUUGGCACCAAGCACAUUUCAAAUCAAGAAAUUCAUGGUGGUCAGAGUUCUUUGUUCUGGGCAGCUUUGAGAUUCUCCUAUGCUUAUUAAUGGUUUCAAGUGUCUCUGACUUCAUCAUGGAGAAUUGCAGGCCCUGUGUGGCAUAAAUGCCCUGGGACAUAAAAUAGGCUCAUGAGAGGCCAGAGAAGAGUAGGGCAGGGAGGGCUUCUGCUCUGAGCUGUGAGCUUUGACUUUUAUAUUGGCCAUUUCCUUUCAGAACUGUUUCUUUUCUAAUCCUGGGCCAUGCACCUGCCAUAUCUCAGGCAAUGAGAAUUUUGAUCGCCGGAAAGCCAGUUGGGCCUUGAUUUUUCUCUUAGCUUUUUGCCUGUCUUCUGUCUGCUUUAAUGUGCAUGGUGCUGUGAGUAAUUGCCUAGUAAUUGUUUAAAAGGUCUUGGGGGGAAAAGCCACACGUUAUUCUUCCUAAAGAACUAAGUAUCAUUUUAAAAAACCAGCAUGAGGAAGGAAUGAAAUGAGGAUCAUUCACUUUGAUGGUGUGAAAUUUUAGUUCUGGCUUGUUUUGUGUUGUUCUAAAAAAUAAAUGACCCAAAUUUUCACUUGCAUUGCCUUCAGGCUGCUAUAGUAGUUGAGCAGGUCACUGAGAUGGGAGCAUUUGGCAGUCCUUAGAUGUAUGAAAGGUGCUAGAGGCGUGCAAGAGGGCACAGUGCUGGUCAGCCCGUUGCUUACAUUACAACAGGAGACUGGGACGGGAGACUAGGGACAUGUUUUUCCUUUAAGUGCCUCAUUUGCUUAGCUUUUAAAUUUGUUCUCCUUUUUCCUUCAUCCCAGAAGGGAAUCUCUUAGGCUCAUGUGUGGGUUUAAAAUCGCCUUUGAGUUAUGGCUAAAAACUUAGCAUCAGUUCUGGGGGAGAGAAAACUGUGGUCUCUAGACUUGGACUCCUAAGUUCCAGGCCUUAUUGUAACCACCCAUCCAUGUGGGAUUAGGUUCAUGGUGCCUCUGUUCUGCAGGGUCUUGUAAUAACCAUUCAUCUGUGAAUCUGGGUCCUUUUGGGGGAGUGAGAGGGUAGGGGGAAGAGGUAGGAAAAAGAACAGCUCCUCCAGAGCCCCCACCCCCAUCUUGCCAUGACCAAUCGGGCCUUUAACCUCUUAUCAUGCACUGCUAGGCUUCUUCCAACCAGGAGCUCUCUCCAGAGCAGUCUGAGCAGCUCCAUUAGUUCAAAACAAAGCUUUGCAGCCUGACUCCAGUCCAGUCUCUGGGUAUUAGGGGGAAGAAACUAUCCAUAAUGAAACAAGUCACCCAGGGUGGCAAAAGGAUCUUUGUCACAGAUUUAUAGAGGGACCAAAGACUGAAUGCUCAGCCUCUGCGCUUAUCCUUCCAGAGUCCUUGGGAUAUGAGCAGGUCUCUAGUUCUGUAACACCAGAGAGCUGAAAGAGAGGCUGGUUCAAUUCAUACUUGCUAGCAUCCUUUUAAAGCAUUCUGAAGGUGGUCUUCUUUGAGGCCUGACAUCUAAGACCUCAUGUGUGAUGUUUUCAUAAAAGUACAUAUCCUUGGUCUAAAGUGUCUUCUUUUAAUAUAUCACUAGUGGAAACGAGGAGGUAUGAUCAGCUCUGAGUACUAUAGAACCGCACAUAAGCACAUGUUCUGGAUGCCAAAUGAGACUGUGUGUAUGAUGACUUCUGUAGAUGAGUGGACUUUUAUAUAGAGGGUCACCAGGCAUUUUAGUAAAUCCAUAACCAGCGCUCUGAAUUCCGGACACUGUUACUUGAUUUAGGAGAGUUUAUGCCUGCUGCUUCUCUGCCUCUUUGAGGUGUUCCCAGCCAUCUUACUGCAGUCCUGUAAGUUUAAGUGCAAUAUAUAGAAACACAUAUGGAUAUAUACAGAUUAUAUAUAGGGUGUGACUAUAAAGCAGGUAGACUACUUUCUUGUAUCUGUCUUGGGGAAGCCAACUCAUUACUUUAGAGUCAGAUUAUACCAAAAUUUGAGAUGCAAUCGGCUGGUUUAGGCCAACUCUUGGCUGGAUUUUCAAGUCCAGCAUUUCCUUAUUCCAGUUCUUAGAGACUUGUUGUUUCUUGGUUUUGUUAGAAUUGAAACUUUUCCCCAGUCAUCUUUGUACUGUCUCAUGGUUGCAUAUCUUCUUACAUUUCUUUGCCUAGGAACAAGGAGGUCUACCUGUAAGGAGUUUCCUAAGAGGAGAAUUAAAACCUAAUAUUUAAAAUUCUAAGUUCUCCCAUGUAUAUACUAAUUUAUCUGUGAACAUAAAUACUUUAUUAAGUGAAGUGAAUGAUGCUUUCUUCACUUAAUGUAUUUUCCGUAUUCUGGAAAAAUCUAUAAACCAAUAUAGAGUAGACUAAAACUUUAACUGUUCUUCAGGGGCCAAACUGAAACUCUUUCCGCUGGCAGAAUCUUUUUUUUCAGGGCCCUGGUGACAUGAUGUAAAAAUUUGCUCUAAACUAUUCAUGUCCAUUACAUAGUUAGAUGUAAAAUAUUAUAAUGAACAUUUACAUUUCUAAGCAAAAGGUAUAUUAACAAUGACCUUUGGUUACCCAGAGUAGCCGGAGAAAAGCACAAGUAAUUGAAAUCCAUAGGUAAUCAGCGUUUCAACUUUUCUAUCAAACGGUUGAUUGAUUUAUAGUUCCUCCUCUCCCUACCCCUUUCCUACAAGCACCUUCUCAGUGGAGUGGGGCUAAUGUGUAGUUAGAAAUCGAAAAGCAAGAAUCACAGAGCGGCUAGAAACCAGCAAACAAAAGUAGCCCUGUUAGCUGUAGUUGGUCAACCUGAUGACAGCUGUUCAUACUGAGUUUAGAUGUCACUCUUCACUCUUCUGCUUUGGCACAGUCUCCUGCCCUGAGUUCUAGGCUGUCUCUCCUGUCACCACCAAAGAACUCUUAGCACAUAUUGGAAGAAAAAGCUGUGUAAGAUGCAGAGGAAACCCCAUCAUUUGAACACAUUUCUGUGGCUCUUGGCAGAUACUUGCUUUUCCACUAUUCUUAAAGGAGCCUUAGUUUUCCUUAGGCGAUACCUUUUCUAGCCAUGUAGCUUGGCGUAUAGGAAAGGUUGAGUUACCCUCUAAGACUUCGUCGGUCUUCAUCCUGUAAAACCAGUUUGUUUUUAUGUGGUCUUAUAGAUGUGCAUAAAGUGGCAUAGGUGACUGGUCUACCUGCCAGCACUCUGAUGUAGCACAAAAAGCCAUUUUCCUUAUUCUUCAUUGUUCUAGCAUUGAGCUCCAGGAUGGAUGAGGGUUUAUGGUCCUAUGAUCAUAAGCUUCCAAGACUGGUCACCAUUCGCUUAAAUUGCUUCAGUUCCCCAAAUACCUUGGGCCUCUACAAGUGUUGGGAGGGCCUGAGGUGCGCUUGGGAGGGCUCUGUAACCUGUGUGUGUGCCGCCUCAAGGUCAUGCCCAGCAGUUUCCCUUCUAAGGUCGUUAGAUUGAGUGGAAAGUGACCUCUUCCUUCAUCUGGUGUUAAGAAGUUUUGAGUUGUGCAUCAAAGUGGUACCAUCUUAUAAAUAUAAUUUUCAAAGUUUUGUUUUCCCUUUCCAGAAGUUUUUUAAAGGCCCUGCUUAGUCACUGUACAGGGUGAGUCAGAGGCAGUUUCACCAAGCUGUAGUAAUUGCUGUUUUACUAGUUGCACAUUUAGAAUACAAAGGAGGCAUCAGAAACACAAUGACUUUCUCUAAAGCCACUUCCUUGUACACAGAGUCUGAGCAGGAACAGCGCCAGGCAUCUCCCUGUAAAGGCACCUGCCAAUGAGGAUUUUACUGGAAGAACCUAGGCAAGAAAGGGAAACCUCGCUCAUAUAGUCUCUGAGGGCAAGCCUGGGCUUGGCUCUUGGUACAGGGUAAUGCUUAGGCCACACAUGAUGCUUGCCUUACUUUAAAGCUAUUUGCCACAGUCCUGUUAAAUAGUGUGGAAGUCCUUUUGCAGUCUGGUGUGCAUGCCAUAUGAUAAGGACAGCUUUUCCACCUUACCUGGUUUCCUACAAACAGGAAAUAUAGUGAAUUUACCCUAAAAUGUCCAAUCUGUAUUUAUGUACCUUGUCAGUGUUUUGCUGUUGGUUUUCUAAAACAAUCUGAUCAAUAAAUCUUAUCCAAAUCUA
Messenger RNA from Sus scrofa (pig), 6283 nucleotides. It is a transcript of the gene KLHDC10, whose product is annotated as kelch domain containing 10. Gene Ontology annotation, biological process: positive regulation of stress-activated MAPK cascade. The record is from RefSeq and is a predicted model, not a curated record. Gene Ontology annotation, molecular function: protein binding. NCBI's taxonomy places the organism in Eukaryota, Metazoa, Chordata, Mammalia, Artiodactyla, Suidae.